UCAAAAACUGCAUCAGACCCAAUUCCAUCCAAGCUUGGCCGAAGUUGCAUUUUCUUUGCCUGAUGAUCCUUAGCUUUUACCCUGAGGAUUAUAUUUUAAGUUGACUUAUUUGCAACAGAAAAUUGUUAUUGAUUUUUUUAUAAUGUUGUUGCCUUGUAUCCUACUAAGCAUUCCUCUGGCAGCUGGACUCUUGUUACUGUGCGUGACGGUGUAGUGUCAUCACAUGUCGACACUAAAACCAUUAACAAAUACAACAAGCUGACUGAAUCAAGAAAAUAUAGUGUUCUCAAACUGAUUUAGAUCAAGAGCUAGAGCAUUUCUAAACAUUCUUUCUUUAGACAAAAAUCCAAGCCUGCAAAAGACAUACUAACAAAGGACAGUAUUAUAGAUUAGAUGUAAGAGCUUGACUCUAUCCAUAUGUUAGUUAUUUCAUCUCUUUUAGUUGUCUGGUAAUGACAUUAAUUUGCUCUACAUGAUGUUUGCUCAGUCCAAAAACAAUAAUAAACUAUGUCACUUUCAUAUAAAGAAUGUUCUUAUAUAAUUUUUCAUUUAGUAUUAAAGUCAUACAUACAUAAUGGAGGCCCUGCUAUGUUAGUUCCUAUUACGGGAGGAUAACAAUCUACUUAUAUGAUUUUUGUUUUGAUCGUUCUGGAGAAUAGGAGCUAAUGAGGUUCGAACUCAGGUCAAAUUAACAUAGUCGUAUGUGUAGGCCAUUUACACCAGAGUGUCUUACAGAGAAAGCCUUAGGAGUAGUAGCAGUAGUUAUUAGCUAGUGAGAAAUGGGAGAAGCAAAUGAAGUAACGGAGUCACUUCUUGGUCAUCAUGAUUACUCUCACCAAUUAGCCUACAAGAAUUCUCUAGUCUUACGUUUAUACGCUGGCCAUUUUCUUGCAAGAUGGUGUGCAAGGAUGUGGGAAUUCUCGGUUGGUUUAUACAUGAUGAGCGUUUGGCCGGAUUCUUUAAUACUUACUGCUGUAUAUGGUGUUGUGGAAGCUGCAUCUAUUGCAUUAUUUGGUCCCAUCGUUGGGCAAUUGGUGGAUAAGCUUACAUAUGUGCAGGUUCUACGCUGGUGGAUGUUAACUCAAAGUGUAUCCUUUAUUGUGGCUGGAGUCACAGUGACUUGGUUAUUGGUCCACUCUAGCAUGAUACAUACAGGUUUUGCAGUGUGUUUUUCACUUAUUGUCUUGACAAAUGUCUCCGGGGCAAUCGGUGUUCUUGCCACUCUUGCUGGAACUAUCUUGGUUGAGAAAGAAUGGGUGAUAGUGAUUGCGAAAGGAGAACCUCCCAAAGUACUGUCAAACAUGAAUUCAGUUAUUAGACGAAUCGAUUUAAGCUGCAAACUGUUCGCGCCUGUUGCUUCUGGUUUCAUUAUCAGUUUUAUAUCGGUUGAGGCAUCUGCUGUGGCUUUAGCACUAUGGAAUGUUACAUCUGUUUGGUUACAGUACUGGCUUCUAAAGUCUGUUUAUGAUGGAAUUCCAGCUCUAAGCGAAAGCGAUGAAAAGAGAAAUGCAAGAUUUGAACAGAAGGACCAAAUAGAAAGAAUUCCAUCUAUGGCAACUGACACCAAGGUCUUGGUUUCUCACUUAGGAAGUACUUCGCCAUUUAAAGUAUACAGUUGGAGACAGAAAGUAGAGCAUCUAUCAAGAGUAGCUUUCCUUGAUGCUUGGAUUGUGUACUUGCAACAAGAUGUUCUAUUACCAGGACUAGCUGUAUGUUUACUUUAUUGGAAUAUCCUCAGCUUUGGUCCGUUAAUGACAGCUACUUUGGUGUGGAAGGGAAUACCUGCUUAUAUUGUUGGCAUACUGCGCGGAAUCAGCGCUAUAGUUGGGAUUGGUGCAACUCUUUUGUACCCAUUCUUACACUCACGUAUUUCCACUCUGCGCACAGGAUUAUGGGCUAUCUGGAUUCAGUGGAGCUUUCUGCUACUAUGCCUUGUUUCUGUAUGGAUUCAAGAUAGCAAUAUCUCAGCGUGGAUGCUAAUGGCUGGAGGUGCCGCAUCACAAAUCGGGUUAUAUAUGUUUGAUUUGUCCGUCACGCAACAAGUGCAGGAUGAAGUUCCUGAAUCGGAUCGUUGCAUCGUUGGAGGAGUACAGAACUCACUGCAGUCUUCAGUGAAUCUCAUGUCAUAUGUUAUGGGUAUAAUCAUCUCAAACCCACAGGAUUUUGGGAAGUUGACGAUCUUAUCGGUUUUGGCUGCGACGCUAGCUGCAUUACUUUACAGCUUCCAUACUUAUCGUGUCAGGAAACACCUCUUAUCUUGACAUCGCAAAAAUAUUCCAUUUAUUGGUCUAAGAGAUAUCCGACUCCAUUACGAUUUUUUGAUCUCUUUGGUUGGAGCAUUUUCAGCUUCUUUCAAGACACGCACUCAGUCUUAUUGGGAAACAAGUCCUUAAUCCUCCUCCACACACGGCAAAGAUAGAAUUCGGGCAGUUAACUAUGUAUUUCCAA
Molecule: messenger RNA, 2448 nt
Organism: Papaver somniferum (opium poppy)
Lineage: Eukaryota; Viridiplantae; Streptophyta; Magnoliopsida; Ranunculales; Papaveraceae
Product: solute carrier family 40 member 1-like
Exons: 8
Coding region: 780-2261 (493 amino acids)
Biological process (GO): iron ion transmembrane transport
Cellular component (GO): membrane
Molecular function (GO): iron ion transmembrane transporter activity
Source: RefSeq, a predicted model, not a curated record